Messenger RNA from Haplochromis burtoni (Burton's mouthbrooder), 250 nucleotides. Its product is annotated as H-2 class II histocompatibility antigen, A-B alpha chain. Gene Ontology annotation, cellular component: membrane; MHC class II protein complex. Gene Ontology annotation, biological process: immunoglobulin production involved in immunoglobulin-mediated immune response; positive regulation of T cell activation; immune response. NCBI's taxonomy places the organism in Eukaryota, Metazoa, Chordata, Actinopteri, Cichliformes, Cichlidae. Gene Ontology annotation, molecular function: MHC class II protein complex binding. The record is from RefSeq and is a predicted model, not a curated record.
GGUCUCUACGAGAUGAACUCCGUCAGUGGCUGUUCAGACACUGUUGGAGAGGAUGUGCUGAUACUGGAUGAUGAGGUGGUCUGGUACGCAGACUUCAACAAACAGACAGGUGUUGACUCUCUGCCAGCCUUUGCAGAUCAUCCACACUGGCAGGAAGGAAUGUAUGAAGAAGCUGUGGCUAAUCAACAGAUCUGCAGACAAAACCUGAAGGUGGCUCGUUCAGCUAUGAAGGACUUCCCCAAAGAACUCG